GACCAGUAACUUCUUGUUCCUUUGACAGAAAUAUAUCUUUCUCUGCUCGACCAACUUCGUCAUUUCUUCCCUGCAUUAAUAUCUCGACAAUCCAUAGAGGCCAAAGCCGAUCAUGCGGUGCGCAAAUUGAUGUUUAACACUCUCAAAGCGGCAUCGUCGCAGUUUUGUCGCGGACAGUUCCACCUUGUUUCUUAGCCCAAGACUACCAACCUCAACCUCAACGCUGUUCCAAAGACAACUCUCUAAAUCAAAAUGACCUCCUUCGCCCCAGUGGAUUCGGUCCGACUCAACGGCGAUGGGUCAAAGAAACGAGUCGCAUAUUUCUACGAUUCAGAUGUCGGCAACUAUGCAUACGUCUCGGGUCACCCCAUGAAACCUCAUCGAAUACGACUUGCCCAUUCCUUGGUCAUGAACUAUGGCUUGUACAAAAAGAUGGAAAUUUAUAGGGCAAAACCAGCUUCAAAAUAUGAGAUGACCCAAUUUCACACUGAUGAGUACAUCGACUUCCUUGCCAAAGUCACUCCAGACAAUAUGGAGUCGUACCAGAAAGAGCAGCAGAAGUACAACGUUGGAGACGACUGUCCAGUUUUCGAUGGUUUAUUUGAAUUUUGCGGUAUCAGUGCUGGAGGAUCCAUGGAGGGCGCAGCACGCUUGAACAGACAAAAGGCUGAUAUUGCGAUUAAUUGGGCUGGUGGUCUGCAUCACGCGAAAAAGAGCGAGGCUUCGGGUUUCUGUUAUGUCAACGACAUUGUUUUGGGCAUCAUUGAGCUUCUCCGUUUCCACAAGAGAGUCCUCUACAUCGACAUUGAUGUCCACCACGGUGAUGGCGUCGAAGAGGCUUUCUAUACCACCGAUCGCGUCAUGACCGUCUCGUUCCACAAGUACGGAGAAUACUUCCCUGGUACCGGCGAACUUAGGGAUAUCGGAGUUGGCUUGGGCAAACACUAUGCGGUCAACUUCCCUCUCCGAGACGGAAUUGACGAUUCAUCCUACAAAGGCAUCUUCGAACCCGUCAUUCGAGCCACUAUGGAAUACUAUCAACCCGAGGCGGUCGUCCUCCAGUGUGGCGGUGACUCGCUAUCAGGUGACCGGCUAGGCUGCUUCAAUCUCAGUAUGAAAGGCCACGCCAACUGUGUCGAGUUUGUCAAAUCUUUCCACCUUCCUACUCUUAUUUUGGGAGGGGGUGGCUAUACCAUGAGAAAUGUGGCAAGAACAUGGGCCUUCGAAACCGGUUGUCUUGUCGGUGAGAACAUGCCGCCAAAUCUUCCUUUCAAUGACUACUACGAGUACUACGCUCCUGAUUAUGAACUCGAUGUCCGUCCAUCUAACAUGGACAAUGCCAACUCGAGGGAAUACCUGGAGAAAAUUUUGUCUCAAGUCCUCGAAAACAUGAAGCAAACAGCCCACGCACCAUCAGUCCAGAUGACAGACAUUCCCCGGGACUCGUUGGGCUUGAACGAUGACGACGAAGCUGCUCUCGAUGAUCUCGAUGAGGACGAAAACCCCGACAAGCGGACAACACAGCGUCGACGCGACAAAUACGUCCAGAAAAAUGGAGAAUUGUCAGACAGUGAGGAUGAAGAUCCAGAAGAACUUCAAGCCUCUCGACGGCGACGAGCCCAAGUCAACUAUCGUAAUAUUAUGGAUGUUGGGCAAAACGACUCCGGAGUUGAGACUGGAAGUGCCAUGGGAACUCCAAUGCAAGGUUCAAGCCUUCCCGACGACGCCGAUGAGAUGAAUAUCGACUCUGUGGGCAACACCAAUCAACCACCCAGCCCCGCCAACGAACCCGUCGUGGCAUCAGUCGCUCCCUCCGAACCUCCUACCGCAGCCCCCGCAGCACCCGCAGCACCAGCCACAGAUGAGGACGUCGAGAUGCAAGACGCCGACGUCAAUGGAACUGCCCCCGCGCCCGAAGCUCCCCCAGCGGAAGAAGAGUCGACUAUUACAGUACAACAACAACGGACGCCUCCUGAUUCCCCGGCACCCCCAGCGGAGUCAAUCGUGGAAAGUGAAGCCGGACCAGCGACAACUACCUCCGUCACUGCGGCACCAGCUGCGGAAAGCGCGCCAUCUCCAGCCGCAGAACCCACGACAGAAGCUGCUCCUGCUAAAACACCAUCGGUGGAACCCACUGCCGACACCAAGACACCAGAGGCUGCGGAGACCACCGAGACCACCGAGGCCGCUGAAGCCGCCGAGACCACCGAAACAGCCGUCAAAGCUGAGCCCGGGACCAAGGAAGCCGAGCCAGAGGACGAUCUAGCGAAAGCACAAGCAGCGGAAGAAGGGUUGAUUGAGCGAGAAACAGCGAAUGCUGAAGGCGAAGCGCGAACGGAGCAGGCUGCCAAGGCCGAAGAAGAUGAGCCUAAGGUGGACGAAGUGAGCACUGCCAAAGACUAGGUGGCCAGAUGCAAGCGGCUCAAGACCUUGACUUUUGUUUUUGUGGUCACAAUGGUAGUCUGGUACGUUGGCGUUUUCCCUGAGGCGUGGUGCAGCUGGAGGCUUGGGGUGUUUUGAGACGCAGGUUAUGAGUACAAGACUGGUUGUAUAUGAUAUUUUGAGGUACAAGGGAGGAUUCAGUGAUCUACAAGCAGACCUGGUUGCCAGGCUGCGAGACGUGAUUCUUUGCAGGCGAUAUUGCCCAAGAAGACAUGGAAUGAAAGAUCUGAGGAGUACUUGGCGAGUUCAAUCCUUGAAAACUAGAUGUUGAUUCUUGGUAUCCGUUGCGUCCUCGAAGCGGGUUCACUCAAUCAUAUCUUUAGACAGAUAAAAUCUCUC
Molecule: messenger RNA, 2781 nt
Organism: Exophiala mesophila
Lineage: Eukaryota; Fungi; Ascomycota; Eurotiomycetes; Chaetothyriales; Herpotrichiellaceae
Exons: 3
Coding region: 253-2403 (716 amino acids)
Molecular function (GO): histone deacetylase activity
Source: RefSeq, a predicted model, not a curated record